UUUUUUUUAAAGAUUUAUUUAUUUAUUAUAUGUAAGUACGCUGUAGCUGUCUUCAGACACUCCAGAAAAGGGCAUCAGAUUUCGUUACAGAUGGUUGUGAGCCACCAUGUGGUUGCUGGGAUUUGAACUUGGGACCUUUGGAAGAGCAGUAGGCGCCCUUAACCACUGAGUCAUCUCGCCAGCCCCCAGCAGUGUUCUUUUUUAAUUUCCCAGAAUUUUUUUUUUUUUUUUUUUUUUUUUUUUUUUGGUUUUUCGAGACAGGGUUUCUCUGUAUAGCCCUGGCUGUCCUGGAGCUCACUUUGUAGACCAGGCUGGCCUCGAACUCAGAAAUCCGCCUGCCAUGCCUCCCGAGUGCUGGGAUUAAAGGCGUGCGCCACCACACCCGGCUCCCAGAAAUAUUUUAAAGAACAUUUUUUGUUUGUUUGAGGUAAGUUGUCUUGUAGCCCAGGCUGUCAGUGAAGGCUAACUGAAUUCUUGGUUUAUGCCACCAUCUCCAAAGAGCUACAAUUUUAGACAUGUGCCACCAUACCCAGUCUAUAUGGUGAUGGGGUUAAAACCCAGGGCCCGAGAGGUCUACCAAUUGAACUAUAUUGCCAAACCCAAAACCAGUGUCAUCAUAACUAUACUUCCAGGUUUCCCCCUAAAUUGUCACUGGCUCUUUUUCUAUAAGAAUUCAGGUUCAUCUUCUUGUGAACAUGACCUAAUAGUCAAUAAUCCCAAUUUUGUUAUGGAAGCCACUGGUGUGGCUCUAAUGAUAUCUUAGCUAUUGUCCAGGACUCUAUAGCUUCUUUCAUCCCUCCCUCCCUCCCUCCUUCCUUGUCUAACUCUGCCCUCAUUCCACCUGAUCUGACAGUACUAGGGCUUCAACCUUGGGUGCCAUAUAUGGGAGGCAAGUGCUCUAAUCAUUAAGUUACAGUUUCAGCUCUAGGGCAAGUGUUAUUAAGGUUCUGAAUUUGGGUGGAAACAAUUUACAUCUUAAUAACAUGUGAGUAAGCAUUUUCUUCAAUUCUUAAUGUAGGCUGCAGAGUGUAGGGCUUACUGGCUAUAUUACCUGUACUUGUUAUUAAACUCAGUAAUAAAAUGCUAAUUAAAAAAAUCUUAUUAUACAUAAGUACACUGUAGCUAUCUUCAAACACACCAGAAUAGGGCAUCAGAUCUCAUUAUGGUUGGUUGUGAGCCACCAUGUGGUUGCUGGGAUUUGAACUCAUGACCUUUGGAAGAGCAGUCAGUGCUCUUACCGGCUGAGCCAUCUCACCAGCCCUUGUUUGUUUGUUUGUUUGUUUGUUUGUUUGUUUUUUUCUGAGACAGGGUUUCUCUGAAUAGCCCUGGCUGUCCUGGCACUCACUCUUUAGACCAGGCUGGCCUGGAACUCAAAAAUCCGCCUGCCUCUGCCUCCCAAGUGCUGGGAUUGAAGGCGUGAGCUACCACCGCUUGGCAUAAAAUGCUAAUUUUUUAAAUCAAUUUUUUUUUUUUUUUUUGGUUUUUCGAGACAGGGUUUCUCUGUGUAGCCCUGGCUGUCCUGGAGCUCACUUUGUAGACCAGGCUGGCCUCGAACUCAGAAAUCCGCCUGCCAUGCCUCCCGAGUGCUGGGAUUAAAGGCGUGCGCCACCAUGCCCGGCUUUAAAUCAAUUUUUAAGUGUAUGUUAUAUUUUAUAAAUUUAAAAGUCAUAUUCUCUGCUAAAUGUGGUGAUGCCUUUGGUACCAAUACCUGAAAGACAGAGGCAGGCAGAUGUCUGAGUUUGAGGCCAACCUGAUCUAUGUAGUGAAUUCUGAGACAACCAGGGAUACACCAAGAAACUCCUGGUCUUGAAAAAUCAAAACAAAAACAACAACAACAAAAAAAUUAUGUCCUAUGUUCAGUUAUAUAGUGCUUGCCUAGUGUGCACAGGGAACUAAAUUUGAUCCCCAGCACUUAGAACUGACAUAUGUUAUUCUGAGAAGUGGUUAACACAGCAGGUUUUAUUAGAUUGCAAAGGGUGUCAGGGCACAUAAACACAUAAAUGUAAGAACCAUGCUCUAGAACCCAUCCACAGACUCCUAGUCCUUGUUAGUUAUGAUGUAUAUAAAAGCAUGCCAUACAGUUCAUUUUUUCCUCUACUCUAUUAAAAAUAUGGAUCACAUUCAAUGUUCUUCAUAUCAGACUUCUCUAUUUUCUAUUAUUUUCUUUUGUGCUGACUAUACAGGAGGCAGUCUUUAUGUAGCAUCAAAGUUCUUCAUGGUUAUUUUUUUUUCUCUAAAAAAUAAAAAAAAUUGUAUCACGAUGAACAGCUGAAUCUUGAAUUUAUACAGCUGAAUUCUUAACCUAAUGGGUGUUACCUAAAGCAUCACAUUGAAUGGCUCCUCCUUAAUGUGUUAAUUGGCAUAUCUACCUGGAAUGCUGGACGCUGGUGUUCAGUUUCCCAAGAGUGAAAUUGUAUGGUUUUGCAGGGUAUUGUGGUGUACACUUAAGUUGGAGGUAGAAGCAGGAGGAUCACUGCAGUUUUGAAGUCGGUUUAUCUAGCAAGUUCCAGGUUAGCCAGACAGUACACUCUGACUCAAAAACCAGCCACCACCCUCAAAACAAAUGAAAAAGCAAUAAAAAUCUUACCGAAAACUUUAGGUUUCUUUAUAAAAUACAUUUCUGUAACCUGGCUGUGGUAGCACACAGCUAAAAUCCCAGCUCUGACAGAAAGCAGGAGAACCAGGAAUUCAAGGUUAUCUACUGAGAGCCAGUAAUAGUUUAGAAUGUGGUAGUAUAGUAUUUAGGGUCUGGUGAUACACCUCAGUUGGUAGAGCGCUUAUCUACCAUAUAUAAAGUCUUGGAUUUGACCCAUAUUAACACAUAGGACAGGUGUGGUGACACACACCUCUAAUCCCAGGAUUCAGGAGAUGGCAGCAGGUGGACUAAAAGUUCACGGUCACUGAGUUCAGUGCCAGCUUGCCCAAAUUAAAAGACUUGGGUUUAAUAACUGGUUGUGGCAGUGAGUGCCUGUAAUUUCCAGCUCCUGGGAAACUGAGGCUGGAAGAUUGCUUGGAGUUGGAGGCCAGCUUGGAUUAGAAAAUGAGUUCAAGGGGCUGGAGAGAUGGCUCAGCGGUUAAGAGCUCUGGGCUGUUCUUCCAGAUGUCCUGAGUUCCAUUCCCAGCAACCACAUGGUGGCUCACAACCAUCUGCAAUGGGAUCCAGUGCCCUCUUUAGGUGUGUCUGAAGACAGCUAUAGUGUACUCAUAUACAUAAAAUAAAUGAAUAAAUGUUAAAGAAAAGGAAAAAAGAAAAUGAGUUCAAGGCCAGGCAAGGAUAUCUACUGAAACCAUGUUUUAAAAACCAUUGUUUGGGGUUAGAGAGAUGGCUCUGUGAUUAAAAGCACUUUCUGUACUAUUAGAGAUCCCAGGUUCAAUUCUCUGCAUCUGUUUGGCAGCUUUUGGGGUAACUGUCCUUUACUCUAGUUCUACUCAUGCCCUCUUCUGGUCUCCACAGACACUAGGCACUCACACAUAAGAUUAAAAAACAAACAACAACAUCAACAAAAACCUGCAAUAUUAAUCCCAGUGCUUGGAUGGUGGAGGCUCCUCAGUUUAAGGUUGCUAUGUUGGCUGAAUGUUUUUGAUGGCUUGCUUGGACUCAGAUUGCUAAGACCUUUUAAAUGAAGGUAUUAAGAAUCAGCUUGGGCAUUGCCGGGUGUGGUGGCGCACGCCUUUAAUCCCAGCACUCGGGAGGCAGAGGCAGGUGGAUUUCUGAGUUCGAGGCUAGCCUGGUCUACAAAGUGAUUUCCAGGACAGCCAGGGCUACACAGAAAAACCCUGUCUCAAAAAAACCAAAACCAAGGAAAAAAAAAAUCAGCUUGGGCAAUAGAGCAAUGGCUCAGUGGUUAAGAGCAUUGGUUCCUCUUCCAGAGGUCCCAGGUUUAAUUUCUAGCAACCACAUGGUAGCUCACAACUGUAUAUAACUCCAAGAUCUGAUACCCUCACCCAGACAUAUAUGCAGGCAAAACACUAACACAUUAAAAAACAACAACAAAAACAAACCAUAAACAGCAAUUUAAAAAAAAACAACAGAAAGAGUCAGCCUGAGUGAACUCAGUGUGCAAGUUUUACAGGGUUAUCCUGGAAGGGCCCUAUGGCAGCUGUGGAGAUGCACUGAUGCAUCUCACUGUUUAAAAAAGAUUACACAUAAGUUUGAUGUUUUAUCAUCAUAAAAUUAAAUAUCUACACACACCCACACACCCAGGGAAAAAAUAGCAAAACCCCAAACUCCACAACCACAAAAACCUGUUAAUUAUGGUGGCACAGCCUUAUUCUAGUUCUGGCAAGGCAGAGGCAGUAGGAUUUCCAAAAGUUCUAGGCCAGCUUGGUUUACACAUAGCAAGUUUUGGGCCAGGCUGGAUAAGUAGAGAAAUUCUUAAAAAAAAAAAAAAAAAAUUGGGGGGAGGGUGUGGGGGACUUUUGGGAUAGCAUUGGAAAUGUAAUUGAGGAAAAUACGUAAUAAAAAAAAUAAACAAACAAAAAAGGAUUUGAACACAAAAAUUAUAGGAACAAAACCAAUACAAAAUAGAAAAAUACUUCAGCUUUUUAUACAUUUAGUAGGCAAGUUACUGAACUGCUCUGUGUGUGUGUGUGUAUAAAUGGGGGGGAACCAAGUCUCACUUGGUAGUCUAUGCUGAUUUGGAGUCUGAGCUUCCCACAUCUGCCUCAUGAGUGCUACUUGGGAUUAUAAAUUAAGAUUAUAGGUGUGUACCAUUAAGCCUAGACAUUAUUAAAAUUUGAGCUUAGACCUUAUCUGUAAAAUGGAAAUUAAACAAUUUCUACUGCUUAAACUAAAUCACGUGUUCAGUGCUAAGCACAUCAGUGAAUGUUAGUUCUUGUUUUCGUUUAUGAGGUAAGUACACCACUGGCUGUAACAGUCAGUUUUGCUCCAGAUGAGAGGGAGCUGUUACCCAUGUGGGAAGAGAGGACAACUGAUACAGCAUCGAGUUUCUGUACCUUAGGUUUAGAUGUAUCUUUAGAAGUAAUGCUGCAGAGCCAGGCACCUAUAAAGUGCAGCCUUAUCUCAGGACAGGGGAAGUAGAGGUCGGGGGAUCUCUUUGAGUUCAAGGCCAGAGAGAAUUCAGCAGAGCAUGAGACCAAACAAACCAACCCUCAAAAAUGCUGCUACGAAUAGUCUUUCAUCCUGUGAAAGAACAUGUGAUGUGGCUGGAGAGAUGGCUCAGCAAUCGAGGACUCGGGUUCAAAUCCCAGCAUCCAUAUGACAGCUCACAACUAUAACUCCUGUUCUAGGGGAUCUAAUACCCUUAUACAGACAUACAUGCAGGCAAAACACCAACACAUAUAAACAAGUGAGUUAUUCCAGUUUUGCAUGUGGUGGCUUUUCUCCUCCGAAGUUAGUUGCUGAGUAGAAUAAAAUGUUGAAACAGAAAAAGAGUAAAUAUCUGUAGGAUUAAAUAAUAUAUGAAUGGUGAUCACUUUAUCCCCAUGAAUGUUGUUCAGAUAUGUUGUCAGAAAGGCCAGUGGAAAGUCAUUCCACAGAACAUGGAAAGCAUAGUUUGGCUCGACCAGACAGCUGGCAGGUCAGAGUAUGUGCUGUGGCUUCUUCAGCAUGACUUAGAUCCCUAAACCCUCAGUGGAAGGAGAGAACCAACUCCCAAAAGUGUGCUUUCCUCUACAUGCAGGCAUAUGCAUACACAGUAAAGUUUAAGGAAAAAACUUAAAAUUAUAAAAUGAAUGUGUCCAGAAGUGCAGCUCAGUUGCCCUUAGUUCAGUCUGUAGUACUCUUGACAGCACACUCACUCAAAACUAAAACCUUUUUGUAUCUUUUCUUGAGACAAGGUUUCUGGGCAGCCCUGACUGUCUUAGAACUUGCUCUAGAGACCAGACUGGCCUUGAACUUGGAGAUUGUCUGCUUCUGACUUUGCCUCCUGAGUGCUAGGAUUAGAGCCAUGAGCCACCACCACCAGGCUAACUGUAUGUCUUUGACAAGGCACCUUUCCUUUCUGGGCAUCUUAAAUGCAAACUGAAAAGCUGAACCAAAACUAUCCUGGUUCCUGUCAUUUUUUUUAGACAAGGUCCCUUGUAGUCUAGGAGGGCCUUGAACCUGUUAUGUAGCAGAGGAUGACCUUGAAUUUUAAAUACUCCUACCUUUCUAGUGCAGUGAUUACAGGUAUGAGCCACUAUUUCUGGUUUUACUCUUAGACUUUUAUAUGAUUUCCAGUGUUUAUACUUCAAACAACAACAAAACCCAAACAGUUGGGAGGCAGAGGCAGGCGGAUUUCUGAGUUCGAGGCCAGCCCGGAUUACAGGGUGAGUUCCAGGACAGCAGGAUGUAUAGCAUACAGAGAAACCCUGUCUCGAAAAACCAAGAAAAAAAACAAACCCAAAACAAACACCAAACAGAUUGAGCAUCUGGGGAGUUUGUAGAAAAUGAUGAAGGCAGUGGUGGGAUUUUCAUGUAAAGAUGAAGAAAUAUGACUCCUAUGGUGUGACAGUAUAUUUAGCUACUAUGUGUGAGGCUUUGAGUUCUAUCUUUAGACUAAAAUAGGAUAGUAAUUGUAAAUUUGGUAAAAACAACCAAAUCUCAGAGAAUUAAAACUGCUUGAAAGAUGAAGGCUUGAUCGGCUUAAGUGGUAGCUGUGGCCGGAGAGUUGGUGUAGUGGGUAAAGGCUAAGUUAAUCAUCUCCCUCUAUCCACAUGGUGGAAGGAGAAAGCCAACACUGAAAGUUACCCCCUGGCCUUCAUACUCAUGCCAUGAAUACAUGAGCAUGUUUACACACACGUAUACUCUAACAAAAUAGUUGAUAUAUAAAAUAAAGAGUGUAUAGUUCUUUAAGUUUACUAGAGCAGAGGGUAGUUUAGGCUUAAGAAUAGGCCUGAUAUAAUUUAAGGAUUAUAAAAUCAUAGAUGUGUGAUUCAGCCCUAGUUCAGAUUUGCCCAAUAAAUGAAGGCAUUUUACUUUUUUUUUUUUUUUUGGUUUUUUUUUCUGUAUAGUCCUGGCUGUCCUGGAACUCACAAAUCCGCCUACCUCUGCCUCCCAAGUGCUGGGAUUAAAGGCGUGUGCCACUUCUGCCUGGCUGGCAUUUUUCAUUUAACGGCUUAGGAACACAUUCAGUUUACCCAGCAUUCACUGUCUGCUUAGAAGUGCCUUUUGGCUCUCCCCAGCAGCAGUUUCUUGAGCACUGCCAUACUCAAGGGACACAGAGUCUGUGGCUGUUAGUCUAGUUGUAUACCUAGGCUUCCAGGGUUCUGGGGUGACAAGCAUGAGCCACUGUGACCAGUAAAUAUGUGCAACUUAAAGUAAAAAAAUCACUAUAUAAAGUCUAAGGUUCCCAGGAAUUAAUGUAGACCGAUGAGACCCUAAUGGUCUCAUAAAUAUAUAAAAGUAUCUUAGUAGAAGCAGAGAGGGAUGGAAAAGAUGACUCAGUGGGUUAAAGUGCUACAUGGUCAUGAGGACCAGAGUUAGGACCUCUACCACUUCAAUUUAAAAGUUAAAAAAAAAAGGGUUUAGAGACGUGCAUUUGAGUCCUAGUACUGGAGGUGGGGAUAUCACAAUUCCAGAGACUUGCUGGCCCUGCCAAAGUUGUAGAAAAUAUUUAAUCAGAGGUUUUAUCUUGCCUCAGAUCCUUUAUUUUCCAGAUAAAAGACACAAAGCCUUUAUAUUUUCGAGCCUUUAAAGCUCUAGAGUUGGGCAGUUAUCUACCCUCUAAGCUAUUAGUAUCUAUUUCCCUAUCAAUAACCCCGAGUUAUAAUUUGUUCUGCCUGGGCUGCUCUUAACUCCAUUUGACCAGCUUUCAGGGCCAUGUUUUUUUUCUCUUCCUUGUGGUCUCCUGUCUCAGACCUCCUGUCCCAGGAACCAAAACUCCACCCAUCUCUCUUCUGCCUGUAGGCUGCAGGCAUCUUUAUUCAUUAAUCAGGGAUAAUUUAGGGGGCAAAGUUACAUCUAGUCUCUUCUGCUACUCGUCCCAGAGUCAACCUAGGCCAGUAUUUAGCGUUAUAAUACAUUGCUACAGACCAGAUCUCACAUCAGUUUUAAAUUAAGGAACAAGGUUUGCACAACAAAGGCUGGUAUGCGUGAGAAUCUGCUCUUGGACCUAGCCCUGCUUGUACAGAAUUCAGCAUUACAAUACAGAGCAACCAACCAAGCUCAACAGUAAGCUACUAAAGUGGCAAAUUCCGGGUUCUUUAAGAACCCUGUCUCAAAAGAAGGAGAGGCCAUUGAGAUGGCUCAGUAGAUAGAAACACUUGCCAACCAGUCAAUCUAAUAACUUUGACCCCUAAACCUGUAAAGCACAGAUUUCCACAUACCCAUGGCGCACACUCAUGUUAUGUACAUUUAAAAAAAAUGGAGUAAGAUAGAGGCAGACACUCUGCCUCUGCACACAUGUACAUACAAAGGUUUGACCUUGAAAAGGAAUGAAAUCUGAGACAAAUGAGUAUAUAUAAGCCUGAUACUCCUAAACAUUUUUUAUUAUACCCUGGUUUGUUUUUGUGUUUGUAUACACAUAUAUGCCACAGUGUGUAUGUGUGGGGGCAUUAGAGGAUAACUUCAGGAGUCGGUUCUCUCCUUCUACUCUGGUCCUUGACCUUGAACUAAGGCUGUCAGAUUGACAGCAGAUGCCUUUACCCACUGAGCCACCUUGCUGGCUACCAGGGCAAUCAUAACUGAUAAAGUUGUAUUUAAUAAGGCUGCAGGUUGCAUGCAUACUACAGUUUGAUAAUUAAAUGAGUGAUUGGACACCGGCUGCUCGCUGUUGUAAUGGAAAUUGUUUUUUCCCCAAGACAGGGUAUUUCUGUGUAGCUCUGGAUGUCCUUCCUGGAACUCAAUCUGUAGGUCAGGCUGACCUUGAACUCAGAGACCCAUUUACCCAUGUGAAUGGAGGGAUUAAAGUGCUGGGAUUAAGGCGGGCGUGGUGGCACACACCUUUAAUCCCAGCACUCAGGAGGAAGAGGCAGGUGGAUUUCUGAGUUUGAGGCCAGCCUGGUCUACAAAGUGAGUUCCAGGACAGCCAGGGCUACACAGAGAAACCCUGUCUCGAAAAACCAAAAAAAAAAAAAAGAAAAAAAAGUGCUGGGAUUAAAGGUGUGUGUGCACCAUUAUGCCCAGUUUUGCAGCCGGAAUAUAUAGGCAAGCAAGGAAAGGGGGUUAUUUCAGUAUGAACCUGCUUAGCUUAAUCUAUAGAUACAGAUCACUAUACUUAGAGAUAUUGAGAUACAUGCCCUAUUUAACAUGGACAUAUAUAACACAUGCAUGUUGUUUUAGUUAAGAAAGUUACAUAGUGACAUCAUGUAGUACACAUGGUGCCUAGAUCUUUUUUGUUUGUUUUGUUUUUUCUUAAAUGAUUUUUUAAAAGAUUUUAAAAUUUAUUUAUUUAUGUAUAUGAGUGCUCAGUUUGCAUGUAUGCCAGAGUGACAGAAGAGGGCAUCUGAUCUCAUUACAGAUGGCUGUGAGCCACCAUGGGCUUGCUGGAAAUUGAACUCAGAACCUUUGGAAGAAGAACCAAUAUUCUUAGCUGCUGAACUAUUUCCCCAGCUCUUUCUUUGGUUUUCCAAGAUAGGGUUUCUCUGUGUAGUCCGGGCUUUCCUGGAAUUCUAGAUCAGGCUGGCUUCUAACUCAAGAGAUCCCAAGUGCUGGGAUUAAAGUUGUGCACUAUUACUACCCCAAUAGUGUCUAUAUAUGUUUUAUCUUCAGUAAAAGGAAAAAGGGCUGUGUUGUGGUUCUAAGGAGAAUAUGAGAAUGCCCCCUCCCCCCGCCCCCGUAGCUUCAUAUAUUUGAAUUUGGUUUCCAGUUGGUGAAUUGUGUAGAAAGGAUUAAGAGGUGUGACCUUGUCGUAUCAUUGGGUGGAGGUUUGAGGUCUCAAAACCCCUACUAGGUCCAGUUCCAUUCUCUUUUUGCUUCUGCCUGUGGAUCAGGAUACAGGCUCUCUAGCAUUAUGCCCUCCUGUUUUCCUCUGUGCUCCUUACCAUGAUGAUCAUGGACUAACCCUCUGCAAUUGUAAGCAAGCUACCAUUUAAAUGCUUUUCUUUAUACAUUGCCUUGGCCAUUUGAGAUUUUUUUGUUUGUUUGAAUAGAACAGUAAUUUAAGCUGCUUAGAGAAAUGACCAGUUAUAGAAUUGAUGCAGGAAAUAUAUAUGAAAUAGAGACCCAUAGAUAAGGGGUGGUAAUUGCUAACAAAAAUAAGUUGUUCCUAGCCGGGCGUGGUGGUGCACGCCUUUAAUCCCAGAAUUUGGGAGGCAAAGGCAGGCGGAUUUCUGAGUUCCAGGCCAGCCUAGUCUACAAAGUGGGUUCCAGGACAGCCAGGGCUACACAGAGAAACCCUAUUUCGAAAAACAAAACAACAACAACAAUAAAAAAUUGUUUCAGCUUUGAUAUUGGGAAUGCUUAUUGGUGUGCUCAUUUGAUGUACCUGUCGAUUUAGAUUUGUUGCUGCUGCCCUGUUUUUGUUUGUUUGGUCUUUCCUUUCCUUUCCUUUCCUUUCCUUUCCUUUCCUUUCCUUUCCUUUCCUUUCCUUUCCUUUCCUUUCUUUUUUUUUUUUUUUUUAAGAUUUAUUUAUUAUGUUUACAGUAUCCUGCCUAUGUGUAUGCCUGCAGGCUGGAAGAAGGCACCAGAUUUCAUUAUAGAUGAUUGUGAGCCAACAUGUGGUUGCUGGGAAUUGAACUCAGGACCUCAGGAAGAGCACCCAGUGUUCUUAACCUCCUAGCCAUCUCUCCAGCUCGGUUUGUGUAACAGCCGUGUCCUGGAACUUGCUCUAUGGACCAAGCUGGCCUCAAAAUCUCAGAGAUCUACAUGCCUCUAGAAGUGCUGGAAUUAAAGCUGUGCAGUUGGAGGUCCUCGUGCAUGAAGACAAAUUUGUUCUAUGGCCUCGGAGUUGGGUGCCGGGGACGAUGGCAGCAGCACUGAGCUGGCAAAGCCCCUUUAUCUUCAGUACCUGGAGAGAGCCUUGCGGUUGGACCACUUUCUGCGACAAACAUCAGCCAUCUUCAACAGGAAUAUUUCUAGUGAUGACAGUGAAGAUGGACUGGAUGACAAUAAUCCCUUAUUGCCUGAGUCUGGGGAUCCCUUAAUACAAGUAAAAGAAGAGCCUCCAAAUUCAUUGCUUGGCGAAACCUCUGGAGCAAGCAGUUCUGGGUUGUUGAACCCAUAUUCACUGAACGGCGUUCUGCAGUCAGAAUCAAAAUCUGACAAGGGGAAUUUAUAUAACUUCUCUAAGUUGAAGAAAAGCAGAAAGUGGCUAAAGAGCAUUCUUUUAAGUGAUGAGUCCAGUGAGGCAGAUUCUCAGAGUGAAGACAAUGAUGAUGAAGAAGAAGAACUCAGUCUCAGCAGAGAAGAACUUCACAACAUGCUUCGAUUACACAAAUAUAAGAAACUUCACCAAAAUAAAUAUAGUAAAGAUAAGGAGUUGCAGCAGUACCAGUACUACAGUGCAGGCCUGCUCUCUACAUACGACCCUUUCUAUGAGCAACAGCGCCACUUGCUUGGACCCAAAAAGAAGAAAUUCAAGGAAGACAAGAAGCUUAAAGCCAAGUUGAAAAAAGUGAAGAAAAAAAGAAGACGUGAUGAAGAGUUUUCCUCUGAAGAAUCUCCACGUCACCACCAUCACCAGACCAAAGUCUUUGCUAAGUUUUCUCAUGAUGCACCUCCCCCUGGCACCAAGAAGAAACACUUAUCCAUUGAGCAGCUUAAUGCCCGCCGCAGGAAAGUGUGGCUGAGCAUCGUGAAAAAGGAACUACCAAAGGCCAACAAGCAGAAGUCUUCAGCUCGAAACUUAUUUCUUACCAAUAGCCGAAAGCUUGCCCAUCAAUGCAUGAAGGAGGUGCGUCGAGCUGCUUUGCAAGCACAGAAAAACUGUAAGGAGACUCUGCCUCGAGCCCGGCGCCUAACAAAAGAGAUGCUUCUGUACUGGAAGAAGUAUGAGAAGGUGGAGAAGGAGCACCGCAAGCGAGCAGAGAAGGAAGCUCUGGAGCAGCGCAAGUUGGAUGAGGAAAUGCGGGAGGCCAAGAGGCAACAACGAAAACUCAACUUCUUAAUCACUCAGACAGAAUUGUAUGCUCAUUUUAUGAGUCGAAAACGUGAUAUGGGUCAUGAUGGAAUCCAGGAAGAAAUCUUAAGGAAACUAGAAGAUAGUUCUACCCAGAGACAAAUUGACAUUGGUGGAGGAGUGGUGGUUAACAUCACCCAAGAAGACUAUGAUAGUAACCAUUUUAAAGCCCAGGCCCUGAAGAAUGCUGAAAAUGCUUAUCAUAUUCACCAAGCUCGAACAAGGUCAUUUGAUGAAGAUGCAAAAGAAAGUCGGGCAGCUGCCCUUAGGGCAGCAGACAAGUCUGGCUCUGGGUUUGGGGAGAGUUAUAGCUUAGCAAAUCCAUCUAUCCGGGCCGGUGAGGAUAUUCCGCAACCCACUAUUUUCAAUGGCAAGUUGAAAGGUUACCAGCUGAAAGGCAUGAACUGGUUAGCAAAUUUAUAUGAACAGGGUAUUAAUGGAAUUCUUGCUGAUGAAAUGGGUCUUGGUAAAACUGUACAGAGCAUUGCCCUCCUGGCCCAUCUGGCUGAGAGAGAAAACAUUUGGGGACCUUUCUUAAUAAUUUCACCUGCUUCUACACUUAAUAAUUGGCACCAGGAGUUUACAAGAUUUGUUCCUAAAUUUAAGGUGCUACCAUAUUGGGGAAAUCCUCAUGAUAGAAAAGUUAUCCGGAGAUUCUGGAGUCAGAAGACCUUAUAUACUCAGGAUGCCCCCUUUCAUGUGGUCAUCACUAGCUACCAGCUGGUGGUUCAGGAUGUCAAGUACUUCCAGCGGGUCAAGUGGCAAUACAUGGUACUGGAUGAAGCUCAGGCACUGAAGAGCAGUUCCAGUGUUCGUUGGAAGAUUCUCUUACAAUUCCAGUGUCGAAAUCGACUUUUGUUAACUGGAACCCCCAUUCAGAAUACCAUGGCAGAGCUCUGGGCUCUGCUACAUUUCAUUAUGCCAACAUUAUUUGAUUCGCAUGAAGAAUUUAAUGAAUGGUUUUCCAAAGACAUUGAAAGUCAUGCUGAAAACAAAUCUGCUAUUGAUGAGAAUCAACUCUCUCGUUUACACAUGAUCUUGAAACCAUUUAUGCUGAGAAGAAUCAAAAAAGAUGUAGAAAAUGAAUUGUCUGACAAGAUUGAGAUUCUAACGUACUGCCAAUUGACCAGUCGACAAAAACUCUUAUAUCAGGCACUAAAGAAUAAAAUUUCCAUUGAGGACUUACUGCAGUCUUCAAUGGGCUCCACACAACAAGCACAGAACACCACCAGCAGCCUCAUGAAUUUAGUCAUGCAAUUCAGGAAGGUGUGUAAUCACCCAGAGUUAUUCGAACGGCAAGAAACGUGGUCUCCAUUUCAUAUUUCUCUAAAGCCAUAUGAAAUUUCGAAGUUUAUUUAUCGUCAUGGACAGAUCAGGGUCUUCAACCACUCACGAGAUAGGUGGUUGAAGGUUCUUCUCUCUCCGUUUGCACCAGAUUAUAUCCAGCAGUCUCUCUUCCAUAGGAAAGGUAUUAAUGAAGGAAGCUGUUUUUCUUUCCUUCGAUUUAUUGAUGUCUCGCCAGCAGAAAUGGCAAACCUCAUGCUUCAGGGACUUUUGGCCAGGUGGUUAGCUCUUUUCCUAUCUCUGAAAGCCUCCUACAGGCUCCACCAGCUGCGCUCUUGGGCAGAGCCGGAUGGGACAAGCCAUCAGAGCUAUCUGAGAAACAAGGAUUUUCUUCUCGGAGUUGAUUUCCCACUUUCCUUCCCUAACCUUUGCAGCUGCCCUUUGUUAAAGUCUCUUGUUUUCAGCAGCCACUGUAAAGCAGUGAGUGGCUACUCAGACCAUGUUGUCCAUCAGCGGAGAUCAGCUACCUCCUCACUUCGUUGCUGCCUCCUCACUGAGCUGCCGUCUUUUUUGUGUGUGGCCAGUCCACGAGUCACCGCAGUGCCGUUGGAUUCUUACUGUAAUGACAGAAGUGCAGAGUAUGAGAGAGGAGUUCUGAAGGAAGGAGGGAGUCUGGCUGCCAAGCAGUGUUUGUUGAAUGGGGCUCCUGAGCUGGCUACGGAUUGGCUGAGUCGCAGAUCCCAGUUCUUCCCAGAGCCAGCUGGAGGGCUGCUGAGCAUUAGACCCCAGAACGGCUGGUCUUUCAUCAGAAUUCCAGGCAAGGAGAGCCUCAUCACUGACAGUGGAAAGCUGUAUGCCCUUGAUGUCCUGUUGACUCGGCUCAAGUCUCAAGGACAUAGGGUCCUUAUCUACUCUCAGAUGACCAGAAUGAUAGACCUGCUGGAGGAAUAUAUGGUAUACAGGAAGCAUACCUACAUGAGGCUGGAUGGCUCGUCCAAGAUCUCAGAGAGACGGGACAUGGUGGCUGAUUUUCAGACCAGGAACGACAUCUUUGUGUUUCUGUUAAGCACGCGAGCUGGAGGACUGGGUAUCAAUCUCACAGCUGCAGACACAGUGAUUUUCUACGACAGUGACUGGAACCCCACUGUAGACCAGCAGGCCAUGGAUAGGGCCCACCGCUUGGGGCAAACAAAACAGGUCACUGUGUACCGGCUUAUCUGUAAAGGCACAAUUGAGGAGCGUAUUCUGCAGAGAGCCAAGGAAAAGAGUGAGAUUCAGCGCAUGGUGAUUUCUGGUGGGAACUUCAAACCAGAUACCUUGAAACCCAAAGAGGUGGUUAGCCUUCUUCUAGAUGACGAAGAACUGGAAAAGAAACUGAGACUGCGGCAGGAAGAGAAACGGCAGCAGGAGGAAAGCAACCGAGUGAAAGAACGCAAACGCAAGCGGGAGAAGUACGCAGAAAAGAAGAAAAAGGAAGAUGAGUUGGAUGGGAAGAGGAGGAAAGAGGGUGUGAACCUCGUGAUCCCGUUUGUUCCCUCUGCUGACAACUCCAACCUCUCCGCUGAUGGGGAUGAUUCCUUCAUCAGUGUCGACUCAGCCAUGCCCAGCCCUUUCAGUGAGAUCUCAAUCAGCAGUGAACUGCACACUGGCUCUAUUCCCCCUGAUGAGAGCAGCAGUGACAUGUUAGUCAUCGUGGAUGACCCAGCCUCCUCAGCACCUCAGUCGAGAGCCACCAACUCUCCUGCUUCCAUAACAGGCUCUGUGUCAGACACUGUGAAUGGAAUUUCCAUUCAGGAAGUGCCAGCUGCAGGACGUGGUCACUCAGCUCGAAGCCGAGGCCGCCCCAAGGGUUCAGGAAGCACAGCCAAAGGAGCAGGCAAAGGCCGAAGCCGCAAGUCCACUGCAGGCAGUGCUGCUGCGAUGGCAGGAGCCAAAGCAGGGGCUGCAGCAGCUUCUGCAGCUGCUUAUGCUGCAUACGGGUACAAUGUGUCUAAAGGAAUCUCCGCAAGCAGUCCUCUGCAGACAUCCAUUGUCCGACCUGCUGGCCUUGCAGACUUUGGACCUUCAAGCGCCUCUUCUCCCUUAAGUUCCCCUCUGAACAAAGGAAAUAAUAUUCCUGGGACUCCUAAAAGCCUCCACAUGACCAGCAGCCUAGCCUCAGACUCCUUGAUCCGGAAACAGGGCAAAGGCACCAACCCCUCUGGAGGACGGUAACCAUGGUAACCAUCUCUGCCCUCUAGCUUCCUUCAACCAAACCAGGGGCUACAGUCCUGAGCCAUAGGUGGUCUUUGGAUGGCUUGCCUAGUGUGGCAUCUUGCAUCCUAUUUGGAGAGUGGAAAGGACCAGUUGUAGCAGGAGAGAACAGGCAGGUGGUUGGUGUGAGCACUUUUAUCACCUGUUUCCAAAGGAAUAUCCUGGGUUCGGCCCCACAGCAUCUUAGAUGUACUCUGCAGCCGUACUCUUAACCUCUUUCUGGGGACGGGCCUGACACAGAACCCUUUUAUAGAUGCUCAGGCACACUGUCUCCAUCCCCAUCCUACUCUUCAGCUCUGACCAUGUCCCUCAUGAAAGCUCCAUGGGUGCUGUGAAGAGCCUUCCAUAGUGGAGACUUGUCUAAAGGUUAUGGUUUCCUGCAGGACUAGGGAGGAAGUGGUUCCCUGGCAUCCAUAGUCUGGGACCGCUCCUGGGUCUCUAAACCCUGUUUGCCACAGUGUCAUCACUGAAGAACAGAACACAGUGAAUGCCAGAGAAGAUGGUGGCUGUAAGGAUGAGAGGCUGGAGCAAGCAGAGCCACAGGCAGUUAUCCCAGCAUUUCCUCCUGUCCAGCACAGUUCACACCAGGGAAGCUUUAGGUCCCACCAGCAACAGUAGCAGCAGCUCCCACUCAAGGGACUUCCCAGAAGCCAGUAAAGAGACCAGGAACCACCUCAAUCAGCAGGACAUCCUCACCACCCUCUUGCAGAUGCCCCUUUGCCCAUCCUGAAUGCACAGCCUCCCCGGCUUUGCCCUUCAGCCCCUGCUUGGCUGUAUGCACUGUCUGUAUUGCACUGAGAAAGAAGGGACAGCAGGAGUGAGAUGGGGAGGGAGCUGGCUCAGCACCACCCCUCCCAGCCCUGCCCCACUCGCCUGAGCUUGCUGCCCUCUGAGAGGGGAAAAGGGCGGCUGGGAGGGCUUUCCACCUGAUGUCCCUGGUGGAACAGGUGCUUCUGGGCGGGCCAGCCUCUAAUUUGCACACCUGAAAUCGCGGAAUUGAGUUUAGAUAGAUUGAUUUUUUAAACACUUUUUUUUUUUUUGGAGUAGGUGUAGGGGAAUCAUUUAAUUUAAAUCAUAAAGAUUCCCCUACCCAAACCCUGACUCCUGUGUACAGAUGCUCUUUAGAGGGAAUCAGAAAAAUGCCAAGCCUUUUUUUCUCUUUGAAUGUGCUGUCUAUUUUUAUAACUGAACUUGUACAUAUGUAUAAAGAGAGACACAUCUUUCUUUUACUAACUGGAUAAAAAAAAUCUUAAAUAAAAUGGAGUGAGAUAAUUUUA
Mus musculus (house mouse) is the source of this 16813-nucleotide messenger RNA. RefSeq names its product INO80 complex subunit (gene Ino80). Gene Ontology annotation, biological process: positive regulation of cell growth; regulation of chromosome organization; UV-damage excision repair. The record is from RefSeq and is a predicted model, not a curated record. Bases 10818 to 15497 code for a protein of 1559 amino acids. The transcript has 36 exons. Gene Ontology annotation, molecular function: ATP hydrolysis activity; ATP binding; ATP-dependent activity, acting on DNA. NCBI's taxonomy places the organism in Eukaryota, Metazoa, Chordata, Mammalia, Rodentia, Muridae. Gene Ontology annotation, cellular component: cytosol; chromosome; nucleus.